GGUGAAUCAAUAUUUCAUGUUUUGAAGGAUUACUUCAUUGAAAAAGCAAUUCCUUUAUCAAAUAUAUAUAAUAUCAGUAGCUACAGAUGGAGCACCUGCCAUGGUUGGACGUUAUCGUGGAUUUAUAAGCUAUUUAAAACAAAAUGUGUCAGGGGUGUUAGCAAUACAUUGCGUCAGAUUUGUUUACAAAAUUUAAUAUGGUAAAUUUGCAAUUGCAAGGCGACAGUUUAAAUUUGAUUAAAACAAAGUCCAUCUUAGCAGCGUUUCUUGCCAGAGUUAAACUAAUGAAGCAAAAUAUUGGACGGGGCGAAUUUUCUCAGUUCCCCAAUUUGUCACAGACAAGCUGCCAGGAAGACGACGUUUCAACUUACGUUCAACAUUUAAAUGCCCUCUAUUCAGAUUUUGAAUCUAGGUUUGAGGAUAUUUUGACUAUGGUAAUACCACCGUGGAUAAUUAAUCCAUAUGGUGACAUAGAAGAAAUGAAUGUCAUAAUACAAGAGGAGCCGAGGAGAUUUAAGAUUAACCCUUACAAAAUUGACGCCAAAUGUUGAUAAUUUAUUAUCAUAGCAUCAGGUUAUUAAUUAAUUAUAAUAUUGACUUAU
Acanthoscelides obtectus is the source of this 602-nucleotide messenger RNA. Lineage: Eukaryota; Metazoa; Arthropoda; Insecta; Coleoptera; Chrysomelidae. The record is from the annotation of a GenBank genome assembly.